GCCAUUUCUCUCUCCUCUCGUACUCGCACCCUCUUCCUCACAUAGUAAUACAGAGUUUAAUAUCAUCCUUCCUCUGAACCUUCUUCUUCUUUUCCACUUCCUUCUUCCUCGGUUCUGGCGUCAUAUCAGGCGGACCAAACCACUAUUCCCACGCACAUCAUUAGCUUGUCUCAUCUUAACUACCUCAGUCUCCUGACCCUUUCCCUCACUUCCCCGGCCCAAACUCCAAGCAAACUCACCGAACCACCCGUCUUCCUCUCCUCAACCAUCUUUACCAGAUUCCUGUCAUACACUCCUCUGAAAUCAUGCCUCGGACACAUGUAUUUCACCACUCUUAUAAUCAUCGGUCCUUCGAUUCUUAUGGCACUAGAGGCGAAGAUUGGACAGGUGAGGAGACCCAUGCCCCAAUUGCAGGGCUGGACGAUUUGUAUCCAUUGGCAGGGCUGAUAAAGGACGUUUUUGUCUUUGGAUUUGGGGGAGGAGGAGUGAGAGUGGUGGUGAGAGCGAGGAUGAGAAUUAUUUUUGGGGUCCUGGUGCUCAUAGCAGGUGGAGGAUUGGUGGAAGGUAUAUUUGCACAUUUUGGUAGAUGUUACUUAGUGGAUGAUUUGAGUGUGGGUUGAAUUCUGUACUCGAGUAACAAAUUGCUAGGUACCUUCCUCUCUCGACUUGGAGAUGUGAGUUCGGCGGCGGUUUUGAGAAAUGCGAGUUGAAGGAAAAUUCAGACAAGUGUGAGUGAAUCGAUGGAGGACAAACACA
This is a messenger RNA of Botrytis cinerea B05.10, 756 nucleotides long. RefSeq lists its product as hypothetical. The record is from RefSeq and is a predicted model, not a curated record. The transcript has a single exon. NCBI's taxonomy places the organism in Eukaryota, Fungi, Ascomycota, Leotiomycetes, Helotiales, Sclerotiniaceae. The coding region runs from base 306 to 620 and encodes 104 amino acids.